UUUGAUAGAAGGUUGCACAGUUUUUGAAAACUUCCUGUGUGUUAGCGUGGAGUGGAUCCUGUAAAAUCUGUCUCCAGACAGUGCACUAGAACAUAACCUUUUAUAAUGGCUGAUGGAGAUAACAAAGGUCAUGAAAAUGGCAAGUUGGAAGAUGUGACUGAAAGCCGUGAUAAGGGUGUAGCUGCAAUUAAACCUCAGUUUUUAACUACUAAGGAACAGUUACACACUUAUAUUGAUAAUGAUGGUAAAGAGGAUAUAAAGCAGGAAGCUGCUGCUGAAAUCAGUGUGACUACUGAGGAUCUCACAGAACCGGAAGCAAAAAAGAUUAAGCUUGAUGAUGCUAGCAGCAGCUAUGACGAGCAAAACCGAAGAGGAAAAGAGGACAAACAAGAAAAAAAGAGAGCAAGAGGGCAAAACAAGAAUAGGCCUCAUAUGAAACAUUAUGAGUUUGAACAAAAGAGAUUGUGCCCUUCAGUUACACAGGAAUGUGCCAGUAAAUGUUUCUUCGGUGAAAAAUGUAAAUUUUUGCAUGACGUUAGUAAAUAUAUGGCAGACAAACCAGCAGAUAUUGGUCCUAACUGUCACCUGUUUCAAACUCUUGGGAAAUGCAUUUAUGGGGUCACUUGUCGUUUUGGAAAGUCGCAUACAGAUGAGAAUUUUAAAAACAUUAUUAACGAAGAACUUGUGAAGCAAAAGGAAGGAAAGCUUUUUGUGAAGAAUAGCCUAACCAAAGACAUACAGCAGCAGUUACGGAAAAGGAAAUAUAGUUUUGAAAAAUCAGACCAUUAUUUAAAAUUUUUGAACAAAUCAAAGAAAUUGGGAAACUCAAAAAGCAAGCCUGAGCCCUGUGUGGCGCAACAAGUGAACAGUGGCGAGGCAACUAUACACGAUCAGGAAAAUAUAUGUACAGAGAAGACCGUAAAUGACGGAAAAACCCUUGUUCCUGAAUGCUCAGUUCAGGAGGAUUCUGCCAAGCAAAAUUCACCUGAUGCACAAACUAAUACAGUGGUAGCAACAGCAGGAACGGUGACAGAUGAAGACAUUAUAAAGCUCAGACCAUGUGAGAAGAAAAAUAUUGACUUCAGGAAAAAACUUUACCUUGCACCAUUAACAACGUGUGGCAAUUUGCCUUUCAGAAGAAUAUGCAAACGUUAUGGAGCAGACAUUACUUGUGGAGAGAUGGCCAUGUGCACAAAUCUUCUUCAGGGCCAGCCUUCUGAAUGGGCACUUCUAAAGCGUCAUCAUUCGGAAGAUAUUUUUGGAGUUCAGAUCGAGGGUUCUUUUCCUGAUACUAUGACAAAAUGUGCUGAACUCCUUAACAAAACCAUCGAUGUAGAUUUUGUAGAUAUUAACGUAGGAUGCCCAAUAGAUUUGGUAUAUAAAAAGGGUGGUGGCUGUGGUUUAAUGACUAGAACUACCAAAUUUGAAGAAAUUGUUAAAGGAAUGAAUUGCGUUCUUGAUGUUCCACUGACUGUGAAAAUCAGAACUGGAGUUCAGGAAAAAGUCAAUCUUGCGCAUAAACUUAUUCCAGACCUUCGGGAUUGGGGAGUUUCAUUGAUUACUCUCCAUGGAAGAUCUAGAGAGCAGCGAUACACCAAACUUGCAGACUGGGAAUAUAUUGAUUACUGUGCUAAAAUAGCCAAUCCUCUUCCUUUGUUUGGAAAUGGAGACAUCUUGUCUUAUGAAGAUGCAAAUCAAGCCUUAAAGACUGGUGUCUCGGGAAUCAUGAUAGCCAGAGGGGCUUUGGUCAAACCAUGGCUUUUUACUGAGAUUAAAGAGCAGCGGCAUUGGGAUAUUUCAUCUGCUGAAAGAUUUGACAUUCUCAAAGACUUUACAUAUUACGGUCUGGAGCACUGGGGAUCAGAUGCUCAAGGAGUAGAGCGAACCAGGCGGUUUAUGCUGGAGUGGCUUUCCUUCCUGUGCAGGUAUAUUCCUGUUGGCUUAUUGGAACAUGUACCUCAGAAAAUAAAUGAGCGACCGCCUUACUACAUGGGUAGAGACUACAUGGAAACAUUAAUGGCCAGUCAGUAUGUCGCAGACUGGAUUAAGAUAAGUGAGAUGCUUUUGGGACCAGUUCCUCAGAAUUUCACCUUUCUACCGAAACACAAAGCCAACUCUUAUAAAUAAGAAAAUAUGUUUAUUUUUAUGUUGAAGAAUCAGAGAUAUGAGCUUUUAUUUGUUUUGUUUUUUAAAUAAAUGGUUAAAAGAG
Messenger RNA from Bombina bombina (fire-bellied toad), 2209 nucleotides. It is a transcript of the gene DUS3L, whose product is annotated as dihydrouridine synthase 3 like. Gene Ontology annotation, biological process: tRNA processing. Lineage: Eukaryota; Metazoa; Chordata; Amphibia; Anura; Bombinatoridae. The record is from RefSeq and is a predicted model, not a curated record. The transcript has 14 exons. Bases 106 to 2127 code for a protein of 673 amino acids. Gene Ontology annotation, molecular function: tRNA dihydrouridine synthase activity; metal ion binding; RNA binding.